This is a messenger RNA of Malurus melanocephalus (red-backed fairy wren), 5654 nucleotides long. RefSeq names its product TraB domain containing (gene TRABD). NCBI's taxonomy places the organism in Eukaryota, Metazoa, Chordata, Aves, Passeriformes, Maluridae. The transcript has 11 exons. The record is from RefSeq and is a predicted model, not a curated record. The coding region runs from base 277 to 1398 and encodes 373 amino acids.
GGCGGCCCCGCCCCGCGCCGACUCGUGCAGCACGUUGUCCGGCUAACGCGCCCCGCGCCCGCUCCGCCCGUAGCGCCCCGGCCAGCGGCGGCUCCGCCGCUCCCAUCGCCCAGCACGGCAGUGCAUUCUUUCUUCCAUAUGUCAAAUAUGAUGAAACACUGCUGCUGCUGCUGCCACAACUGUGAACGAGCCAUGAACGAACCAUGUGGCAUUGGUGUCUUUUUAUGGGAGAGUCAUUUCUUGUGUGGUUGGUGAAAAUAAGCCUACACUGCAGGAAUGCAAGAGGAGCAACAGCCUGAGGCUGCUGCAGAUCCAAUGUCGUCCUCUGACGCACCAGAAGAUGGCCCAAAGGAAACCUCAAGUGUAUCGCAGAAUUUCUCUGAUGCUGAUGCAUUUAAAAUUCUUCUGGAGAUGAAACUGAAGAAGAGGCAGAAAAGGCCUGCUUUACCAAGCACUGUGACUGAGCUUGACACUGAGGAUGGUUCUAAAGUCUAUGUGGUUGGAACAGCCCACUUCAGUGACAGCAGCAAAAAGGAUGUAGUAAAGACAAUACAAGAAGUGCAGCCUGAUGUAGUUGUGGUGGAAUUAUGCCAGUACAGAGUUUCUAUGUUAAAGAUGGAUGAAAAGACAUUACUAAAAGAAGCCAAAGAAAUAAAUYUGGAAAAACUUCAACAAGCUAUAAAGCAGAAUGGAGUCAUGUCUGGAUUGAUGCAAAUGCUGCUUCUGAAGGUUUCUGCUCACAUCACAGAACARCUGGGAAUGGCUCCAGGAGGAGAAUUCAGGGAGGCUUUCAAAGAGGCCAGUAAAGUACCUUUCUGUAAAUUCCACCUUGGUGACCGACCCAUCCCUGUUACAUUUAAGAGAGCAAUUGCUGCACUUUCCUUCUGGCAAAAAGUCAAGCUUGCUUGGGGCCUUUGCUUCUUAUCUGACCCCAUCAGUAAAGAUGAUGUGGAGAAAUGCAAACAGAAGGAUUUACUGGAACAGAUGAUGGCAGAAAUGAUUGGAGAAUUCCCUGAUCUUCAUCGAACUAUUGUCUCUGAACGAGACAUUUACUUGACCUACAUGCUGAAGCAAGCGGCAAAACAGAUAGAACUACCUCGAGCUUCAGAAAAUGAACCUAGAAAAUAUAUCCCAGCUGUUGUAGUUGGUGUUGUUGGCAUGGGUCAUGUACCUGGAAUUGAGAAGAACUGGAAUUCUGACUUAAAGAUCCAGGAAAUAAUGAGUGUGCCUCCUCCAUCAACGUCAAGUAAGAUUUUCAAAUUUGUCUUAAAAGCAACAGUUUUUGGACUGCUGGGAUAUGGCUGCUACCGAAUAGGUCACAGGACAGUUCAGUUUGUUCUCUCAAUGCCAGCAACACAGAGCUAUAUUCAGAGGCUGACAGAGGUGCCUCAGCAUUGAACAUCAAGUGGAGGCUCUGUGUGAAGAAGGUGGCUGAAAAAAGGAUGGUGGAGGCAACCUGUGAACUGGCCUGAAAGAAGAUGAGGAUUCGAGUCAGAGUUGGUUGAUGCUGAGCAACACUCAAUCACUAUAUAAUAAAAGAUUUGAUACUGAAGUUACACCAGCUAUGAUCUAAUUAAGUUUUGAUUCUUGGUGGGUGUGUUGCAUGAAAACAGAUGAUUCCAGAUUGAGGUAAAAGAAAUGUGUAUGCAAAUAUAUAUAUAUAUUAUAUAUGCAUACUAUAUAUAUGUAUACUGUAUAUAUGCAUUAUAUAAUAUAUAUAUCUAUUGCUGAUAAUCUAGUACAGGCAGUUUAAAGAGUGUGUGGCUCCUUUUCCAGAGGAAAAAACAACACAAAGUUACCUAAUCAGCUGCAUCUCCUCUGAAGUUCAGGGACACCUGUCUUGAGAGAUUCUUACUUUUUUCUUAGGUAUAAUAAUACCAAGUGGUUGAUUCUGGUGCCAGACACUUUUUCAUAUAAUUUAAAAGGACAUCUUCUCUAUGUGUAUUUUAUACCUGAAACRUUUAGGCUUUUUUUAAACUUAAGAGCUUUCCAGAAAUUUCAGAAUUGUACAGGCUGUCACACGUACAUGGCUCAAAUUUUUACAAGCCUUACUGAAGAACAGGAAUGUUGCCUUUAGGUUGCAUCCCUUGUUACCAUCACCAGUUGAAUUGUCUUUCUCCUGCAUAGAGAAGGUAUAGCCACCCCAUCAGAAUGCAAUGUGGUUUGUGUCAGAUGUUUACAGGACACUCUGUUCCUUUAGAUUAGCUUAUUUAAACUGUAUUAUUUAGCCAAAUCCUGCUGGUUUCAGUAUUGUAAAUUUAAGAAACUAGAACUACUGUAUAAUUUACUUUUAUUUCUCAGACCUUUCAUAUUUGGCAUAAAAAGCCUGGAAUUAACCUGCCCCUUGUUUUUGCUAUGAAAAUAUUUUAUUUAUCAAUGUAAUUUCUUGGUGGAUGAAUAUUUUAAUCUAUUUAAUAGAAAAGCAGUGUUCAAUUUAGUUUUUCAGAUUAGCUGUAGCAUUUUAUUUCGAUUACCUGCUAUUUAUACAUAGAAUUAUGGGUACUAAGACUGCUGUUAUUUUGUUUCUUAAUUAUCCAGAACAGUCAUCCAUCAUAAAAUUUUUCUUUUAAUUCUAGGUUUAUAUUUCAUUGGCAUUUUUAUUACCUUCCCUCCUUCCCUUUAUACAGGAUUGUCAGUGACUGUAAAGUGCCCUUGGCAAUCAGCUAGUCCUAGUUCAGCAACACAGAUAACAUUGUCAUAUCAAAGUUAACCUGAUGUAUUUGAGUGGAAGAGUCCCAUUUGCUCCACAGGCUCAUAUACAGUUGCUCAUCACUUAAAGUGAGUUUUUUAUCUGUAUUAAUUUCUUUUGGGAACGAAAGAUGGGAACCAGUGUGUGAGGCAGGAGGAGGAAAAGGUGAUGUUGUGCUUUGCGUUUCUUUGUGUUUUUUCAGUUGGCUCAAUAAAAUCCAAAAACCACUUUGAAUGGGGUAUAUUUCCAAAGCCCUGUGUUGGAAAUGGUCCUGUACAGUCUUUUGUUUGCUGAAAAGUAUGCACAUUUAUCUUCUGUACAGUGUUGUCUUGUUCAAGCUUUUAAAAUUAAGUUAAGGGUCUGAUGCUCCUCCCUGUGAUGCAUUGACUUUGCUGGGAGCUGGUCUGUCCRUGCAAUCUGAUGCUUUUCUGCUUUGCACUUUGAAAGUUUUAUGAGUUCCAGUGCAGCAAAUUAUUAAAGUGCAUGUUUAUCUUUAAACUUACUGAAUCUAACCCGAUCCUGCAGAGCUCUUAAGAUAAUGCGAGGUGGUUUUCUGGGUCUGGGCCUUACAGGUGUCCAGGGAAUAAACUGUAGCAAAUGAAAAUGACAGCAAUUCAUGCUUCUAGGACACGCAGUGCAAGUGAUAAUACAGAGGACAGUGGGGCAGGUCCUUUUAUUUUCUAUUCAUCAGUGCUUAAGAAACCACCAGCUGUCUCUAGCAAGAGGAAAAGCAGCAUUUGUAAACAAUUUGUAGAAGAGUGACUGCCUGAAUUUUGAUUCCUGUUUUUUAAAAACAUUUAAUGUAUUGUUUACAAUUAAGCAGUCCUAUUUGAAUAAUUCUGUUACAUUUUAUGUACAUUUUUAGAAGAUGAAGGCAAAAGCUUAAGCUCACUCUUCUGGCUUUACUGACAUACCAAAAUGUUGUUCUGUUUGCUGUUUUCUCGAGAAUAUUUARCUGGUAGAAUUAAAUAUACAGAUAUUUUGCUUUAAGUUAUCUUCAGAUUUUUAAAGUAUCUGCAGAUAUUUUAAAAGCUCUGUAGAUCUUUGAUAUCUGUGCUCAGGUAGUUUUACACAAAGUAAAACAAAUCUAAGGUAAAUUUUAGAUAGGAGCCUUAAUCUUGGGUGGGACUAAUGCUAAAUGAUUGUCAUGGAGCAUUCUUGCAGACUUUAAAGUUUUAUGUUUUUUAGCCAAAAGUGACUACUGUCUAAGGUGUCCAUUCGUUACUCAGUUAUUCUCUCCAGUCAGUACCUUAAGUCUAUUGUUUCAAUCUUUUUUUGUUUUUUCAAAAGCAUAUCAGCAGAUUCUUCAGCAAACCUAUYUGUGGAUGGAGAAUUUGCAAUUUAUCUUCCCUCUGUUGCAAAUUGGCAGAUCAUAUGCAUGCACUGUUUAUUCAGUGGCCCCUGGAAAGUGAUGAAUUUGCUGAACUAAUAAUUCUAUGAAUCCAUACACAAAUUCUUGAUGUUGUAUAUUCAAUGUGUUGUACUGUUUAUGUAACAUAAUCAGCGUUCUAGGUCCAUUCUUUUCUGUUUUAGUCAGUCCUUCCAGUGUUAACACCAUCCUGUAAAAUUUAUAUGUUGAAUUGUCCCAGCCCCGCCUCAACCUUAUGAAGCCAUAUUGUAUUUUUUUGGUGACAUGUACAUCUGUUUUAUGCAUUUGUACAUGUGAUGUAAAUUUGAAGUAUUUUUAACAAUGUGUGCCUUUACUCUAAAGUGAUUUAAAGUAAACAGCAGUAUGUCCUAUUAUAUAAAAAAUAAAAUAUUUUAACCACCAUUUCUGUUGAAGGCAUUUAUUUUCCUAAUUAACCAGUAUUUUUAUUGAGAGCAAACACUGAUUAGUUCAAUCUAGUACAGGAUAAUUCUACCAUCUAACAUUUUCCYGGAGAUCAUUAGUUGAAUUAAACACCUCCUGCUAAGGGGCAUCUGAAUGUAAUGCUGAAGCAGGGAAACUAGUUUCUGUACCUACCACAUGUAAUCGGUUAAGAGAAAAAGGAUGAGUUUGUGUCCUACUGAACACACAGGGAGAGUGAAUACUUAAAUUCAAACUCCAGAGUUGGGUGUGGUGAGUUGAUUUUCUUGUUGCUCUUCUCUUUAAUGCCUCCAGUGCUCAGUCAUGCAAGGAGCUGACAGCCUUAGUCUCAGACCAGCAAAGUGCUCCAACAUUGGUUUAACAUCAGGCACAGUUGUUUGUGCCUAAAGCGCUGUCCUCUGUGUGGGAUUUAAAGACCCUUUAAGUGCAAAAGAUAUUGAAUGAGUGGCAAAGAGUUCAAUCUCUCAAAUUGACACAGGUAAAUCAAUAUAACCAUUACUUUAAAAAAAAAGGUAUUAAUACAAAGACCCUGUAUUCAUACUUGAAGUAACUAUAUGAUAAGCUGUAUUCCAUACAGAUAAUGUACCAUCUGUUUGUACUCUGUGUCAUUCAGUGGUCCAUCUUUUUUGAUUGUGUAAUGAGYGAAUGCAGCUCCUUUUUCCUUGAUCAGGCUAAGUUCCCUCCAGUUGCAAUUGGAGCUGUAUCUGCAAAGAAUUGCUGGGUAAAAAUUCCAUUUAGGUGGAAGAAAAGACUUCAGAUACUGUAGUCUAGUACUGUUCCUGGGAGGGGCAGAGGACGCUGCACAGCAGCUCGACUCGGAGCAGUGCUCCCAGCAGCUGCUUGCUUUGGGAGUGUAUCAUUCACCAGCGUUACAUUGCACACUGCUGGCCCACGUCACAUUUGAGGUGACUUUUUCUAUACCAAAUACUGAACAAAAUUUAAAWUUGACUUUUUUAGAUGUGUUAAAAUGUCUAGGAUUUCCACUGGAAGCUGUAUUUCUAUGUGUAUUGUAAAACGUAAAAAACUGAGAAAUACAUCGUUACCUCAAAGUGCCAGGCAAUGGGAACUACACAUGGAAAAGAAACAGCACAGUAUCACUUGUGUAACUAAGAUACUCAUGUAUGUAUUUCCCUGUUUCUUUUUAAAGCUGAAAUAAAC